This is a messenger RNA of Arabidopsis arenosa, 3550 nucleotides long. The record is from the annotation of a GenBank genome assembly. NCBI's taxonomy places the organism in Eukaryota, Viridiplantae, Streptophyta, Magnoliopsida, Brassicales, Brassicaceae.
GUUUUUUUCUCCUGCUUCCUCUCUUGAGAAUCUCUUUCUUCGUGUUGGGGCGAGUUUGUGGCGGUGGUUGCGUAAUCCACCGGAUGUGGAUAACACGAGAAUCGAUUUCAGGGUUCUUCUCUGAUCAUCAUCACAAUUUUAAGAUGAUAAACUCCGGCUCAAAAAAUUGAGGUUAUAAUGAAGAAUCAAAAGUUGUUUCAGAAGAGAGCACGAGAUGACAAUUCCGAUGACGAUGAAGAAAAACAUGAAUGGAAGAAAUCAGAGGAGGAGUUUCCUCCAGCUGCUGGAAGGUACAUGUCAUGUGGGUAUUUUUCCUCGACUCGCUAAAGCUUCUUCUCAUUCUAUCUUGAUCAUUGUUUCUAAUCAUGUCGAUGUUUUGACUUACUUUGCUUGGAAAGUCGAUGGGUUUUCCGGUUAUCUUUUCUUUAGAGCUAAUAAAGAAGACAUAGAUUCUGUAAACGAAAAGACAGCUGCUAAAUAUGGUUCAGUUGCAGCUCCUAUUAUUGUGGAAAAGACUACGUCUUCCACAAUGGUUGCAGAGCCAGUGUGGUCAAGGCAUGUGAGCCAAUUCUGGAGAAACAACAACGCUUGGCCGGGAAAGUUGCAGAGGCGGCCAGUCGUCUUCUCCCCGGUGAUACAGGGCACUACUGUAUCCCUCAGCUCUUCUCUCUUCUUGGAGAUCUGUACUCCUAGUUGGAGAUUUACUCCCCCUUGGAGAUUCUUGUUACCACUCUGUGUGGUUCUGCUUCUUUCAGCUCAGGGGGUUCCCCAACACUACUGGACAGCGAAUGCGCUAAGAACCAUCGGAGAGGAUGUGGGCUCUGUAGAGCUUGUGGACACCGAGCAGAUUCGGGUUAGGGUAAACAUAAAUGCUCUACAGCCCCUUGAACAACAGAUCCCAAUAUUGUUGCCUACAGGAGAGACGACUAUGGUGGAUCUUGUGUAUGAAAAGCUUGAGAAACACUGUUUCCUAUGCUUCUCCCUGCUGCACGAGAAGAAGGAUUGCCCAAGCCGGGUUGCCAACACAAGAAGAGGCUCUCCAGAGGCGGAGAACAACAAAAGUACUUAUCGCCAUAGGUCGGAGGACGAUAAGAGGAACCCUUCCUCAAAAAGAACUCUGCCAACAGAGUACAGGGGAAAUCGUGAUAAGCCUCAGGACAGAUGGGACCGUCGCUCCCAGUCUAGAUAUGAACAUCGGUCUCAGGCCAGACAGACCUCCAUAAGGUCACCUCAUCACCCAAGAAGGAAGGAGCUCCCUAGAGCAAGUAUUGCGAGUAGACUGAGAGAGCCUCCCUCUGUUUUUGAAAACAGAGGACCUAGGAGGUCAUCUCCAAAUAACUCUUCCAGGCGGUAUCCACAAGCCCCUCGUAGGGAGCCCUAUUCUGCGAGAAAAUCUUGUAAUACUGAGUGGAGAGAGAGAAGAUCCCCCUUGGGAUCCAGGAGUUUCCAGGCUACAAAUGGUAGCCCCAGAGCGUCGCGCAACAGUGAUCAGAGAAUUGUCGCAUCUCAAAGUGAAAGAUCACCAGUUACUCCACCGCCAGCUCCUGAGUCUCUACCACCUCCCCCACCGGCCUCUCUUAACAACAGAGCCGCUCAUUCUUCACCAAAGUCCCGGAGACCUGCUUUGGAGAGGAUUUCUUUGAGCGACCAGCCUGAUAUUUCUAACCACUUCCCUGUAGGUCAUCUUGGUGAGUCCUCCUCGCCUUUUGGACGCCUCCAAGAAGUGAAUAUCCAGUAUCUAGGUGAAGAGGACCAGAAUCUAUUAGGCCUCAACAGAACAUCUACUCUGGUGGGUGCAAGCUCAAACCCAAUCCAUCCAACCUUGAGUCACAGACUCUCGCUGGGAGAAGGAGUUUCUCUAGAAGCUAGCAGGCGGUCUGCUUUACAAAGAGUGGAAGAGGCGCAACCUACUAUCACGGUCUCCAUCCAAGCUAAUCCUCCAAAGAAAAAACCAGCAGCUAAGAAAAAGAUAGCUGCUCCAGGAUUACCCAGAGGAGCUAGAAGCCCUCUUCAGGGAGCUAGCACUAGAAAGAGGAAUACCGUUAGGCCAAAGGCUACUGCUGCAGCUAGGAAGCGGUUAUGUGCGGAACAACUACCUUAUAAUAAGGACCCUGUCACUGACUCUCAGUGCUCUACACCGGCUUUGGUGGUGCUCCCAGCCUCUAAAAAGGCAAAGACUAAGGCUGCACCCCUCUCAAAUGCCUCUCACGGGUGGCGAGGGAUUCUGGCAGGAAGAGAAAUCUUAAGAAAAGGGUUAGGCUGGAUUGUAGGAGAUGGAGAAGAGAUUAGCUUGUGGAACUCUCCUUGGUUAUCGACAUCAAGCCCCAAGUGUCCUUUAGGACCGCCUAAUGCAGAUUCAGUCCACCUAAGGGUUAAAGAUCUGCUCUGUCCCCUCACUCAUCAGUGGAGUCUGGAAGCGAUUAGGAAGUUUUUACCUCAUCAUGAGGAGAAUAUACUCAGCCUGGUUUUGAGUUCAUCAAAGCGACCUGAUAAGUUACGGUGGCUUCCUGUGAAAUCGGGGAAUUAUUCCUCUAAGUCAGGUUAUGCAGUUGGAAGAAGUGGCCCCGCUCUGGACGUUGAGGAUCAGUUCAACUGGCAGACGAGCAUCUGGAAGGUAAAAACCUCCCCAAAGAUCCGCAUGUUUCUGUGGAAAUCAGCUCGGAGGGCUUUACCUGUCGGGACAGCUUUGGCACGCAGAGGUAUUGUGGCUGAAACAGAAUGCAAAAGGUGUGGACAGCUUGAGGAUGCAAUACACAUUUUCUUUCGCUGUCCGUUUGCUGCAAAAGUCUGGGAUCUCGCCCCAAUUAUCAAUAAGCCAACUGUAGACAACAGUCCAUCGAUGAAGCAACUCCUCACCUCGGCCAGAAAGUCUCUGUCUCUUCCCCCGGUUGGGUUAGGAGUAACACCCCUGUAUCCCUGGAUCCUUUGGUUCUUGUGGAAGGUGAGAAACUAUUUUGUCUUUGAAGACCAGAAGCUCUCAGAAGUGGAGACUCUCCAGAAAGCAAUUACGGAGGCAAGAAGUUGGCAGGAGGCAAAACUGCAGCAACCCUCUCCAAAGUUACCAAGUCGCCAGGAUAAAGUAACAGAGGCCCUUGGUGAUGCCUGGCUCUGUUUCUCGGAUGCUGCUUGGAAACCAGACUCGCUAUUGGGAGGAAUGGGUUGGAUAGUGCUGACUCCCCAGAAGAUUCUCUCCCUCCAAGGAUCAACAUCAAGACCCUUUGUGUCCUCGGCUCUAGUGGCUGAAGCACUGGCUUUAAAGGCUGGAAUUAAUGCCGCCUUAGCUUCGGGUGUACCAAGGCUAGCCUGUUUUUCGGAUUGCCAAGAACUAGUGCUUCUUCUCAAUUCCGAGGGCUAUGCGAAUGAGCUAGAUGGAAUUCUAGCUGAUAUCUUUUUGCUUAAAAACUGUUUUAUUUCGAUCUCCUUUCACUUUGUUUCGCGUUCGGAGAAUGCUCAGGCGGAUGCUUUGGCAAAAGCUGCUCUCCUCUCUUGUACUUUCUCCUCCCCUGCGGGAGUCUGAGACUUUUCCUAUUAAUGAAUGAAUGUUUGCCCA